Cherax quadricarinatus is the source of this 3290-nucleotide messenger RNA. RefSeq lists its product as uncharacterized. The record is from RefSeq and is a predicted model, not a curated record. Lineage: Eukaryota; Metazoa; Arthropoda; Malacostraca; Decapoda; Parastacidae.
AGGGAGGAGAGUCAUGCCAACACUCAGUGAGACGUGUACGUUGAGAGGGUGUUGAUACGUACCACCUGUGAGUAGAAUCUCGGUCUCUCAUUCGUGAAAAGUUUGUUUAGCACUACAGAGAGCGAUCAGAGGUACGCGUGGUAAUCCUACAGUGAGCUGAGAAGUGCAAAAAGGAAGGAUGGCCGGAUGUGAUGUUCACUUGAUACGUAUAUUGCUAGUGUUUUUGGCUCUUUCGUGCCUAGCCUCGGACUGGAGGCAAAUCUGUAUUUUAGACGAGCAUGUGUAUACUCUCAGAGAGCAUGACAUUGCUUUCUUCCAACCACCGAAUCUGAAUACAGAGAUUACAAUACAAUCCGACUCGUGUCAAUUCUUUAAGAAACUGAAAUUUCAUACACCUAAAAAACUCGGAAAUAACACACACUUGCAAGAUUCUAGAGGUUGGCAGUGGUACGAGAUCAGCUUUUUCAUAGAUGAUCCCGUCUUUUACGUGAUUGUAGAAGCCCAAAACACUUUAAAUGCUUCCCUGACAUGGGACCCUCCUCCUGGUUGUAAUAUAACCCAAGGAGUACAAUUUAGUUUUGAUGAUUUCACAGUCCUCGGCAUUGAUUGUCCUCAACAAAUAUCUGAUCUCGAAGAUUCAUCUAUUUAUGCUUUCAAGAAUACUUACCAGGACGAAACUUAUUAUAAAAGUAGCUAUAGUGGAAGCCAUAUUAUUUUCAUUCCAGUGGGUGCCAUCCUUGUUUGCCUGAGUGUGUGUUGCCGUUGUUGCUUCCGCCACAGGAGAACUUUACGCCCUGUCAGGACUAUUGCAGUUGUGAGAAGUGUCGCAGCAACUCCAGUCAUUGUUACAACACAGCGGGAUGUGGACCAUCCUCCCUCUUACAAUGACAUCCAGAACGAUUGCGAGCAGCCGCCACCAUACUCAGAAAUCGAGAAAGAGUGCUCACCACCGCCUACGCAACUGGCCUCAGCAGAGACAUCCACAAUCAGUACCACAGCCACGGUAGCUCAUACUUCAGACGUCACAGAGAAUCCUCGUUUAACAAGUGCAUCGAGGAUUUUCCGAAUGUUGCCCUCACGACCUAAGGCUCAGUUUUCCUUCAAGCCCCUAAAUGAGGAGAACUAAGAAGUAUCUACCUUAUUCCACUCGUCCCUUUUUUCCUAUUCAUGGAACAAAUGUCCUCGGUGAGAAGAAAUGUCAGAAGACGACCUGUAUAAGGUAGACUGCUUCAUGCUAGUACAGUUUUUGGAGAAAAAGAGCAAUGUGAGAGUGGUUCAAGAGAUGGUGCUGUCCUAUUUGGCACCAGGUGGCUCCCUUUGAGCGUGUCUCUGCAGACCUUUGGUUACAUCGUUAGAAGACUGACUAUGGGGCUUCUUAAAGCCUCGGUUUAAUAGACUUAGUUUCUACACCAUUAAUUCAACAACCUCUUUUCAACACCAUUGGUUCAACAGCUUUGUUUCAACACCAUUGUUUCAACAGCCUUGCUUCAACACCAUUGUUUCAACAGCCUUGUUUCAACACCAUUGCUUCAACAUAGCAUCAAAACUUUCAUGUCACAAUAAAGGAGACUAACCAUUUAGCUCUAAAAGAAUCGGUAAAAUUUUGUUGAGCACCGCAAUAAUGUUUUUAAUCUAAAAAAAUGCGAGUUUGACCAUGAGGUUUCUCCAUGUAGCCUGAUGUAGAAUAAUUCGUGUACCAUACAGUGAAUCUUUAUUGUAGUACUAAGAGCUUACAGUUUUGAAGUGAUACUUGCUAUAUUUCAGUAUAAUAAUUGCCUUCCUUAAUAUGAAAUGGCUUAUAUAAAUGUUUAUGUAAUAUGUAAUUACCAAUAUCUUUGCCAGAUUUCUUCUCGAGACAACAUACUCUUCUUCCAUUAAAGAUGUGUUUCCUUUAUGUCGAGGAAGAAUUCUUAAUCCAAGGAAUUAGAGCAAUUCCGUGCCUUUUCUUGGAUCGAAUCUAUUCACCUCGCAUUACCCAAGGCGCUGUGUGACCCUUACAGGUUUAACGCGUCACCAUGAGCAUGAUAACCCUUUUAUAUGGCUACGUGUUGUGUAGAUGGGCUAAAAUAAAAUGACUGUGAUUUUAAUUAUUGCUGUGCUUUUUGGUGGCUUAUAAAGUAUUUAUGGAUUUUGAUUUAAGUUUAUUUUGAGCAUUAGAAUUUAUGAAUGAGACGCGAUUUUUUUCAAGGCUCUCAAAGCUACAUUGCUAUAUAACGCAUAGAGGUUUAGAUCUUAAUGUAUAAUAAUAAUAAUAAUAAUAAUAAUAAUAAUAGCUACUUUAAGUUCAUGAUCCAAAUAAAUGUCGCGAAUCUGAACUCAUAAUUACCUUUUAUAACUCGAGAUAAAACCAAAAUCAUUCCAUUCUGAUGAUAAUACAAACAACUAUUAUUCUUGUUUCUUGAUAUUAAUAAUGUUAAUAUAAUAUGUUCAGUGUAAAAAUAUUAAAAUGUUUUCCAGAUUUUUGCCACCAUAAUAAUUAAAUGUUUUGUAAUGUUAAUGAAUAUAACAAUAUAAAUGACUCAUUUUUGCUGUUAUUGUCAAUAUAAUAAUUUAUAUUUUAUAAAUGUUUAAUUUUUAUGUAUAUGUUUAGGUUUAUCUUGCUCAAUAAAUUGUUACUUAUAUAAUGAGAAAUUGUUAUUUAUGUAAGUAAGAAUAUAUUCAUAUAUGCUUGUGUGGAGUAUACUGGCAGCUUUCUAUAAAGUGGAGUAUACGAGUAUUUUUGAUAGUAUGCACUACUGACAAGUUGAUGGAUGAGACAUGUGCAACACAAGUUGAUGGAUGAGACAUGUGCAACACCAGUUGAUGGAUGAGACAUGUGCAACACAAGUUGAUGGAUGAGACAUGUGCAACACAAGUUGAUGGAUGAGACGUGCAACACAAGUUGAUGGAUGACGCGUAUGUGCAACAGUGGCUUUAACAAUUCAAUGCAGAGGUUAAUUUGAGGUGUUGAAACUGGAGACAGUAGAAGACGAGGUAAUUAGUCCUUCAUCCUAGAUGGUAUUCACCGUAGUCUUGAAUCUGAGUUUCAUUAGGCUACGGUGGUGAGUGCCAUCCAAGCAAAAGGACUGUUUACCUCGUCUUCUACUGUCUCCAGUUUCAACACCUCAGAUUAAUCUCUCUUGAACUGAUAAAACCACUGGCUGGCUUUAUCAAUUCAAGAAUAAAGAUACUCAGGUGUUGCAAAUGUGUCUCAUUCAUCAACGAGUAUGUUUAUAUAGUAGAGUAUAUUUGUAUAAAGUUAUUUCGUACCGAAGGCUGUAUGAAAAUGAGUUAUAUCAAAAUAAUUCAAA